Schistocerca cancellata (South American locust) is the source of this 1434-nucleotide messenger RNA. RefSeq lists its product as uncharacterized. The coding region runs from base 61 to 1434 and encodes 457 amino acids. The record is from RefSeq and is a predicted model, not a curated record. Lineage: Eukaryota; Metazoa; Arthropoda; Insecta; Orthoptera; Acrididae. Gene Ontology annotation, cellular component: cytoplasm. The transcript is spliced from 6 exons. Gene Ontology annotation, molecular function: ubiquitin protein ligase binding. Gene Ontology annotation, biological process: proteasome-mediated ubiquitin-dependent protein catabolic process; regulation of proteolysis.
UUCUGCGUGCUGAGCCCACUCCGUGACGUCACUUCUCCCCGAGUCCCAGGACCACCCACCAUGUCGGCAGUUACGGAGGUUCAGAACACCACAACCGAGGCCCUGGCCGCCCUGCUAGACGGGGGUGACGGCGCCCUGGUGACGCUGGUGGCGGGCGAGACGAGGGUGGCGGCUCACAGGGCCGUGUUGGCAGCCGCGAGCCCCGUGUUCGCAGCGAUGUUCGCGCACGACAUGCUGGAGGCCAGCUGCGGCCAGGUGAGGAUCGACGACGUGGAGGGCCCGGUGCUGAGGCUCCUGGUGGCCUACACGUAUACCCUGCAGGCCCCCCAGCUGCCCGACACGGCCGCCCAGCUGCUCUCGGCGGCCGACAAGUACGGCUUGUCGGCUCUGAAGGCUGCCUGCGAGCGGCAGCUGAUCUCGCAGUUGGCCGUCGAGACCGCAGCGGCGACGGCCGUCAGGGCAGUGAGGCACUCGUGCCCGGACGCCACCAGGGCUGCCGUCGCCUUCAUAAAGGACCACCUGCAGGUGAUGGCCACGCAGGGCUGGGCAGACGCUGUGCUCGAGUACCCGCAAGAAGUCAUUGAAGUCAGCAGUAUGCUCGGCGAGCCACCAGCAGAAGCCAGCUCGCCGACCGCCACAGGGGGCGGGUCCACCCCCAACUCCGACCGUCAACCCCACAGCGGCCACAGCCGGACUCCUGCUGCAGCUGCGCCUCCCACGUCUGCCCGACACACCCCUCCACCUGAUGACGCAGCCGUCUCUCGCUACCGGAGCCUUUCUGAGGAGGAGCGAGGCAGGAGGCUGAGAGAGGCGGCUAAGGAGGGGGCGGUGGAGGAGGUGCGGCUGUUGCUGGCGGCUGGGGCGGACGUGGGGACGGGGUGUACGGGGGGACCGCCCUGCACUGGGCUGCAGAGAGAGGCCACGCGGCUGUGGAUCCUGACUGAGGAGCAGAAGCAGACGCUGGCUGGGAGGCUGAUCAUUGCUGCGCCACAGGGUCAGACCGGCCAAGUGCGGGCACUCCUGGAUGCGGGGUCGCCAGUCAACGUGACAGACGCCAGUGGCGACGCUGCCCUGCAUGAAGCAGUGGUGAAUGGCCACGAAGAAACUGUCAAGUGCCUGAUUGAUGCCGGGGCAGGUGUCGACGUCAGGGACUCGGAUGGGAUGACGCCACUGCACUGGGCUGCAUGUGGAGGUGGCGAGCAGCACGAGGGGGUGUGUGUUACCGGCUGUAUAGCGCGGGACGAGAUGAACGGCCUGUGGCGUGGAUGGGACGCAGGCUGCUCGGCCGUGCCGACACCGACGUCGACGCCUCGCCCGCCCUGCCGCAGCCGUUCCCUCGCCUGCCUGGCAACGCCGCCCCGUGACGUCAGAGCUGGGUGGGGGCAGCCGCGCGCCCCGGCUGUCGCUGCGGCCCAGUUCACAGUUGACUGUUGA